Rotaria sp. Silwood1 is the source of this 429-nucleotide messenger RNA. Lineage: Eukaryota; Metazoa; Rotifera; Eurotatoria; Philodinida; Philodinidae. The record is from the annotation of a GenBank genome assembly.
AUGCUUCGUUCUAUCACUCUCGUAUCAUUUAUUGUAUUAUCACUAACGGAAGAAGUUUUAGCAGAAUGGUGUUAUUAUGGUACUAGUGUCUAUUAUUGUUCUUCUGGCCAGUCAUGUGGCUCAUAUUAUAAUGAUUGUCGUGGCUUACCAACUUAUGCAAUCGUCGGUAUUGUUGGUAUAAGUGUCGCUAUCUUAUCAAUAUGCAUUCGAUGUUGUGUGCAAUUAAAUUCUAACAAUGCGCGGCAAGUACCACCAAGAGCACCAAUAUCAAUACAAAAUCCAGGACAUGUGCGAGUUCAGGUUUUUUCAGCGGGAAAUAAUAGAGCCACACGGACACCAACUACUGCUCCAGUUCAUUGUAUUAGAGAAGAUGCUCCUCCAUCUUAUGCUGCAGCUAUAUCGUCAACUACAGAGCCUCCGAAAUAUUAA